AUGGAAGCACCGCCGCUCUCGUUACCAGAAGGCUCUCAACGUACACCCACGGAUUCGCGGCAGAGUGUCAUCAAUCCCAGGCGUAUACCCAUGGAUUCCGACGGCGUAUACACCCACCGAGAUGGUUAUCGGAGUGAAGCGGCACACAAGCUCUGCGCUAGUGCUUGUGCUCCGGACAGCGCAUCGGUGCAUCGCCGGUUUGCGUCGACGACGAUGGAAAGGAGGACGGGGUUGGAGAUUAUGGCCGACGUUUUGGAGAAGCUGGAUCAAGUUGGGAAGGUGGUGAGGCUGGCGAGCGAUAUUGUCGCUCGAGCGGAGGGUGACGCUGCCAACGCGCACGUUAGCAGCCCUUCGCACCCCGGCGGCUCUCAGGCUGUUCCUCACGCAAGAUCUGACGCAUCACACGCAAGGAGUUCUCCCUUGCGCACCGGUGGCUCGACCUCCCCUGCUGCCAGCACCGUCUUCUACUCCGACAACUCCUCUCAUGCAAGCGCUCACUCUAACACUCUGAAUCGGCACUCGCAUCCGGAUGUUGCUCGCCACCCAAUUCCUACCGUCGCCCGUAUCUCGCACGCGGACACCCCACACCCUCCCCCCAACAUCACACGCAUCUUCAACUUCCUCAUCGCUUGGAUGAAGCGCAGCCCCGACACGGUGGUCCCACACGUGUGCCGCUCCGCGCCUUUGGUGUCGAGUCCGGCGGUUCUGGUCGCCUUGGUGGCGUAUGUUGCGUGGAACCCUCGGCAGAGGAACGCUCCUGCGUACUAUGAUGCGCAGACCUCUGCGCAUGCGCAUGACACGCCAGCUCCCCAACGACGAGAGGCUCGCGAAGCCUCUCAACUUGCUUUUGAAUGCCUUGCGCACUAUCUGGUUCAGUGCGGUGAGGGUCGCCGCGAUGAACGUCCCGAGGACGCACCGAUGAAUCGACAAGGAGAUACAACCCAUACCCAUUAUGAAAGACGAUACCCAUCUCAACCUCCCAGUGGGGACCUGCGACCACGCUCGAGCCCUGACUGCCCACUCAGCGGAGACUCGCGCGACCGCCAAAACGAACGACGGAAUAUUUGGCUGGCCUACUUGGCCGAUCUGGAAGACCAUAACGCGCGAGCGUUCGUGUACGACUGUACAAUGAUCGUCCACCGAAUCGAUUCCGAGAGUGAGAGGAAUGUGACUGACCGGGAGCAAGGAUAUAAUACGACUGAAUGUCCGGGUCAAGGACACCGCUCCAUUGCGAACCAAGGACAUUAUCAGACCGUGAGUCACGGACACUAUGUGACUGUGAACCGAGGACAGAACUCGAUGGAAGAUCAAGACGCCUUUCUCCUGAGGCGAUGUCUCAUGGACGAUGCUUUGUAUGUUGCACGCAGAUUGCAGCAGCGCGGUGUGGCGUUGAGCGAGUUGCACUGCGGCUCGGAGCUGCUCAAGGCCUUGAGCCGAGUAAGAUCGAGAUAUCCUUGA
Schizophyllum commune H4-8 is the source of this 1458-nucleotide messenger RNA. RefSeq lists its product as uncharacterized. Lineage: Eukaryota; Fungi; Basidiomycota; Agaricomycetes; Agaricales; Schizophyllaceae. The transcript has a single exon. Bases 1 to 1458 code for a protein of 485 amino acids. The record is from RefSeq and is a predicted model, not a curated record.